CCCCCCAAGCUACAUUUAGAACUGGCAGCUUCCAAGGGCCGCCCGCUCCUGCGCUGGGAUCGUUGCCUCCGCAGGAACGUUGUGCAAGCCGGAGGGCCCCGGGGGCGUCUGCAAGCGAUGGCGACCCAGAUAGAUGGGGGAACUUCGAGAAACAGAGGAGGCACCCCCCAACCUGCCCCCGUGACUGCUGGCAUCAUUGUCAUCGGAGAUGAGAUUUUAAAGGGAUACACGCAAGACACCAAUUCUUUCUUCAUGUGCCGCAAACUCCGCUCUCUGGGGGUGAAGGUGGCCAGGAUCUCGGUGGUGCCGGACGAGGUGGAGGCCAUCGCCACCGAGGUUAAGUCGUUCGCCAACAGCUUCACUUACGUCUUGACGUCGGGCGGAAUCGGCCCCACUCACGACGACGUCACCUUUGAAGCGGUGGCCAAAGCCUUCGGGGAAGAAAUCCGUCCCCACCCAGAGAUGGUGGAACUCGUUAAGAAGUUUUUCGGCAAGCAGUCCAAGCCGGAAAGCUCCAACAUGAAGCUAGCGUGCGUCCCCGAAUCGUCUCUCCUCAACUACGGGGUGGACGAGAAGACGGGGCGCACCUUCCCGUAUCCGCUGAUCAGCGUCCGGAACGUCUACGUUUUCCCCGGCAUCCCCUCGUUGAUGAAACGGGCCCUAGAUGGUCUCGGACACCUUUUCCGAAACGAGAAGACCCAGUUUCACAGCCGGGAGAUCUACGUGAACGUCGAAGAAACUCGGAUCGCUUCGGCGCUUAGCAAAGCCAACGCCAAAUUCUGGCCUCGCACCAACCUGGGCUCGUAUCCCGACUGGGUCAGCAACUACCACCGGGUGAAGCUGAUCUUGGACUCGGACUCGGAGGCCGAUCUGGACGAGCUGCACGCUUUCCUGAUGGAGAAGCUGCCCCAAGGGGUGGUGGUGCCCUUGAUAGCCGAUCCCGUCUCCCGGGCUGCGACGGAUGUCUACGGAUUGGCUGAGUCCGGUUCUCCUCUCGGCCAGAAGGUGGCAGCAUCGCUCAGGACCAUCGAGGAAAGCUUGGAUAACUACAGUCUCUCCAAAAUCUGCACUGGGUUUAACGGAGGGAAGGAUUGCACCGCCCUUUUGCACCUUUGCUACGCUGCUGUGCAGAAACGAUAUCCAGAGAAGCUGGAGCAGCUGCAAACCCUUUACAUCCGCACCGUUCUUCCCUUCCCGGAGAUGGAAGAAUUUAUUCAAGCUACGGCUCAGCGGUACAACCUGCGCAUCUGCGUGGUUCACGGGAACAUCAAGGAGGCCCUGGGGAUCCUGAAGAGUCAGCAGCCGGAUCUGGAGGCCGUUUUCAUGGGCACCCGUCGGACGGACCCCUAUUCCUGCACCCUCAAGCCCUUCAGUAUGACGGACCCCGAAUGGCCGCAGUUUAUGCGAGUCAGCCCUCUGCUGGACUGGACGUAUCACGAUAUAUGGAAUUUCCUUCGCAGCCUUUACAUCCCCUACUGCAUUCUAUAUGACAAGGGCUACACCUCGCUGGGCAGCAUGACCAACACGCAAAAAAACCAGGCGUUGCGUUACACAGACCCACAAGGCCGGGAGUCCUACCGGCCGGCUUACGAGUUGGAAGACGAAAAAGAAGAACGCCUCUCCCGCCAUUGAGCCUCGGUCGCGCCUGUAAGCCAACAAUGCUGGUUUAAGCAAGACCCUUCCCACCCACCGCCCCAAAAAAGGAACUUAA
Molecule: messenger RNA, 1711 nt
Organism: Protobothrops mucrosquamatus (brown spotted pit viper)
Lineage: Eukaryota; Metazoa; Chordata; Lepidosauria; Squamata; Viperidae
Gene: FLAD1
Product: flavin adenine dinucleotide synthetase 1
Exons: 7
Coding region: 118-1632 (504 amino acids)
Biological process (GO): FAD biosynthetic process
Molecular function (GO): FMN adenylyltransferase activity
Source: RefSeq, a predicted model, not a curated record